AACAAUUCAGCCGGCAACGGCAAUAAUUUGCAUUCUUUAUAUAUAUCGUUUUUAAUUUGUUAACAAAACAUAAUUGCUGUUGUUGCUUUGGUUUUUUGAUAACGAUUGCAAUCAUAUAACUGUAUCGAAUUUGCAUUCCACGCACACGGAAUUGAGCGCGAAGUGAGCGAGAUUACUGUGCACGGGGGAGGGGCAAUAAAAGUGGGCGAGAUACGUGGCAAUGAUGAUAUGACGAUGAUGAUAAUCUUUUUGCGGUACAACAAAUCGACAAGCUGAACAAACAAAUUGCAAUAGUGAACGAGGGAUAGUCAAGGGACUCGCAAGGAUGUCGGCAACGCUGCGCUAUCGCGGCGAUAAAAGCAAUUUGCUUGAAUUCGCCAAGAAUCUGGAUGCAUUCAAAAAGGUGCCGGAGAAGUACACGGAGACCACUGAGAUCGGCGGCACACUGUCGCUGCUGAGCCGCCUGCUUAUCGUGUAUCUGGUGUACACGGAAUUGCGUUAUUAUUGGCAUGAGACGGACAUUAUCUAUCAAUUUGAGCCAGACAUGGCGCUUGAUGAGCAGGUGCAGAUGCAUGUGGACAUCACGGUGGCUAUGCCCUGUGCCUCGCUCUCCGGCGUCGAUCUGAUGGACGAGACGCAGCAGGAUGUGUUUGCGUAUGGGACGCUGCAACGCGAGGGCGUCUGGUGGCAAAUGUCCGAGUCUGAUCGCAGGCAGUUCCAAUCAAUGCAGCUGACCAAUCAUUAUCUGCGCGAGGAAUACCAUUCGGUGGCGGACAUCCUGUUCAAGGACAUACUGCGCGAGCGACACGAUUUGCCGCACAGUGAGAAUCCGCAGCGUGCCUCACACUCGGCGGCAGCGCCACCACCUGGUGCACUGCAGCCCCAGCCGCAGCCACAGCCACAACAGCAGCAACCCCAUCCACAUCCACAUCCGCACGAGCUGCCGCAGUCAGAGAGCAAGUUCGAUGCCUGCCGCUUGCACGGCACACUGGGCAUUAACAAGGUGGCGGGCGUGCUGCAUUUGGUGGGCGGGGCACAGCCUGUAGUGGGCUUGUUCGAGGACCAUUGGAUGAUCGAGUUCCGGCGCAUGCCUGCCAACUUUACGCAUCGCAUCAACCGGCUCAGCUUCGGGCAAUACUCGCGGCGCAUUGUCCAGCCACUGGAGGGCGAUGAGACCGUCAUCUACGAGGAGGCCACCACGGUGCAGUAUUUCAUCAAGGUGGUGCCCACGGAGAUUCAGCACACGUUCAGCACAAUUAGCACAUUCCAAUACGCUGUCACCGAGAACGUGCGCAAGUUGGACUCGGAACGGAACUCUUACGGCUCGCCGGGCAUUUACUUCAAGUACGAUUGGUCCGCCUUGAAGAUUGUGGUCAGCCACGAUCGCGACUAUCUGCUCACCUUUGUCAUUCGACUCUGUUCCAUUAUAUCGGGCAUCAUUGUCAUUUCGGGCGCGAUGAACUCGCUGCUUCUGACGCUGCAACGUCGCCUGCUUCAGCUGUUUGCUCCGCAGCUGUAUCAGCGUCAUCUAAAUAGCCAGCAGUCAUCAGCAUUGCUGGCAUCGUCCUCCUCAUCGCCAGCAACGUCGCCUCCGCCUGCGCUCAGCGUCGCCGUUGCCGUUGACAGCUCAGCAAAGGUAAACGUGCCCACAGUGCCGAUCAACGAGCUGCUGCUGAUGGCCAAUGUGGAUAUAUCCGCUUAUCGGCCAACCACUGCGCCGGGCAAAUAACACACAGACUAGUGGAAUGCGUAAUCUCAGUUAUAAAUGAAUCCCAAACUCUUCUUUAUGAUACAUUAACAAUGUAGCAGCUACUUUAUUUGCGCUCUUAGUGUUACAAAUUUUAAGCCAAAACCAACUCUUGUACAUACAAAACACAAAUACAUAACAUACGAUAUACAAUAAAUGUUACACACACAACGAAGAAUAAAAAAAAAACACAAAUAA
Drosophila sulfurigaster albostrigata is the source of this 1945-nucleotide messenger RNA. RefSeq names its product endoplasmic reticulum-Golgi intermediate compartment protein 2. The transcript is spliced from 3 exons. Lineage: Eukaryota; Metazoa; Arthropoda; Insecta; Diptera; Drosophilidae. The record is from RefSeq and is a predicted model, not a curated record. Gene Ontology annotation, cellular component: COPII-coated ER to Golgi transport vesicle; endoplasmic reticulum; membrane. Bases 326 to 1729 code for a protein of 467 amino acids. Gene Ontology annotation, biological process: retrograde vesicle-mediated transport, Golgi to endoplasmic reticulum; endoplasmic reticulum to Golgi vesicle-mediated transport.